This is a messenger RNA of Panonychus citri (citrus red mite), 6391 nucleotides long. Its product is annotated as titin-like. Lineage: Eukaryota; Metazoa; Arthropoda; Arachnida; Trombidiformes; Tetranychidae. The record is from RefSeq and is a predicted model, not a curated record.
AUGAUAACAACUUCGGCUGAACAAGCACGAAAAGAAUCAAUUGCUAAGCCAAGUAUCGUUACAACGGAAGCAAUUGUGAUCACUGGAGGCUCUAUUGAUGGUUCAACGAAACCCUUAGAUUCAAGUGUCACCCAACUGAAAGCAACAAUUGAUAUAACUGAAUCGAAAGCAGUUACUGUUGAUGAAACAAAGCUCAAUGAAAAAGAAUCACAACUCAAAGAACCAAUCAAAGUCACAACUCGAGCUAAAUCGUUGAAAGAUUUGUCUCAAAAACGUUCGUUAUCCAUUGAACGGAAACAACUGAUGGAAACCGAGGGUCCGUUAACCAUUGACGAACCAAAAGUCGACACAUUAGUACCAGCUGAUGUUGAUUCUAUUCCAGUAACAAGUGUACAAGUUGUCGAAACAAAAUCAGAGGAGAAAACGAUUCCCUUGGAAAUAACUGAAUCAAAAGAGGCUCAAGCAAUCAAAGCGAUCAGCCCAUCAGCUGCUUUGCUCGUAUCUGAUGUGAUUCCGUCACAAGAAACACAACAAUUAACGGAAAUUCAAACAAAACCAGGGUCCGCUUCAAUCGAAAUCAUUUCAUCGACAAUACCAGAGUCGAGAGUUGAUUUGACCUGUGAAACCGAACUCCCCAAGAGUUUUGAGAAACCAAAGAAGUCCAAAGUAACAGUUAAAUCAACAGUUAAAACUGAAAGGUCACUUAUUGUCCAAUCGGAAGUGUUUCGAUGGUCUCAAAACAUCGGAUCUUUCUUUUCAACUGAACAAACCGCAACUAUUUCUGAUUCUUCUGUACCUGAAACUGCCACCAAAUUAUUAGCUGAUUCGCCGUCAAUGGCAUUAACAAUUAGUUCAGUUGAGAUUGGUGAAAGUGAAAAGGUCGUCCAAUUGACCGAUAUUCAAGAUAAACAACCAAAUGUCACUUUGACUGAGAGUCAAGCGAUUGAAGUAACUUCAUCGAUUCCCGGUGACACCGAAUCUAAAUUGAUUCCAACAAUUAAACCAGAAAAACAAAAGUUGAAGAAAAAAGUUGAUCUUAAAAAACAAAAAUCACUCACAAUUGAAUCCAAAGAGACAAUUGAAUCAGUUGAAAGAAUUGAUAAACCAGACCAAUCAAGACAAGAACAAGCGAAAGAAACAAUUUGUCCAAUGAGUUCGAUUUCGGUGAGUUCGAUGGAAACAGUUGAACAACCAGAAUCAUUGGUACAAGAAGCGAUACCAAUUGGAUCACAAUUAGUUGAGUCAAUUAUCGAGAAAAGACCAAAUCAAGCAAUUGGAAUAGAAAAUGUUGAUACAGGUAACCUUGAAAUACCCUUGACAAUUGAUCGACCAAGUGUUGAAGUAGCUCGAGUUGAGAUUCCAACUUCUAUUGCCAUUGAAGGUUCUAUGAGUUCAUCAUUAGAGCCUCGACCAUCAGAGACUGACGUUCAUCAAAUGAAAUCUCAGAAAGGUUUCAGCUCAGUAGAAAUCACAUCAAGAUCAGCUAUCACAAUGUCGUCGAAUCAAACACUUGAAGCUACUAUUGGUGCAGAUAUUGAACAAACACCGAGUGUAAUAAGCGAGUCCACGACAGUAAAUUCUGAGAAAAAAUCAAUCUCAAUAUCAUCGAUAGAAACACUUGAGACAACAAACUCAGUUCCAAUUUCCGAAGCAUCGAGUCUUCCAAAUGUCGAUUUCAUCGAAGCUCGAGCUGUAUCAAUAGUUGAGUCUAUUCCUGGUGAAACCGAACUUGUUUACAUUCAACCUAAAGCACCGGAACGAAAGAAAGGAAAACAAAAAGUUGACCUUAAGAAACAAAGAACACUUUCAAUUGAGAAAUUGGAACUUGUUGAGACUGCAAAUGAAUCGGUACAAGAAAAAACGACGAGCGAUUCCGCGAAAUCAACGUUAAUUCCUGAUAAAUCGUCAGUAAUUGUCGAUCAAGUUCAACCCGUUGAUCAAGUUGAAAUACUACAAUUAACUUCACCCACAGUUAGAACAACAAUUUCGGUUCUAUCUGAUCAAUCACAUCUUCCAAUGACUGUGUCAAUGGAAACACCAGUUGACUCAGAGUCUCAAUUAGAUUUACCAGUAAUCGAAAAAGGUAAAAGUGACAUAAGCAUAACAACACUCGACGCUAUUCAAGGAUCUCAACAAACAAUCGGAGAUAAAGAAGGAGAAAUAGAAACACCUCAACCAUCAACUGCUUCUGCGACAACAAAGACAAUUGAUACAAAUAAAGUAACAGUAUCAAUAGAAAACAAGGAAACAUUGGAGAAAGAAGGACAAUUCGAAGUACCCAAACCUCGAAGAGAGAAAUUAACAAAGAAAACUUCGAUUACUAAACAAAGAUCAAUUUCUAUCGAGAGACCAGUUAUUAUGGAGAUGGAAACACCAACAGAGGUUCAACCAGAAAUCAGAGUAACACCUAAAGACACUGUAGUCGAAUCACCAUCAACAUAUUCGACUACAAUUAGUCAACAAUCAACAUACGAAGCAGAGACAAUUUUCGAUGGUGUUGAAGUUAAACCUCGAAUAGCUGAUCAAUCGAUUGAAUCGAUUGGACAAGCGAUCUCAGUAGUAACAAGUGAUGUUUCUCAAGACGAAGUACCUUUAGAAACACCACAGGAAACACUUCAAUCAGCUUCAAUUGGUCUUCCGACAAUGACUAUUGCCGAAUCUCGAGUAGAUCAACUAGUCGAGAAAGAAGGUGAUAUGAUAAUUGACGAAGAAACUUCUAAGCCAAAGACAAAAAGAUCAGCCAAACCACCAAUUAAAUCGAAACAAUCGCUUAUUGUCGCUCAAAAAGAUACAUUCGAAAAGGAAAGUGACUUUGAUUCUGUUCCAAGUGAAACUGCAAACACUCAAAUUGACCUCAGUCCAAAUGUCGCUGUUUCUGUUCAAUCCACUCAACCUAUAGAAACUGACGAAAGAAUCACCGAUUCGAGAGUAGAAGAGGUUCAACCAAAGGUCGAUUUUACUCCAAGCCAAAGUUUAACUGUAACAUCAUCAGUACCUGAAGAAUCAGAGGAAACUCUUGAACAAUUAACUAAACCAGAAUCAAAGAAACUCAAGAAAAAAGUUGAUCUUAAGAAACAAAGAUCGCUUUCUGUUGAACGACCCGUUACAUUGGAAGCAGUUGAUAAACUGUCAGUUCCAGAGACAGAAAAAGAUUUGGCCUCAUCAUCCGUUGAUUCGGAAACACCAUUAGCAGUAACAACAGUCGAAUCUAUUGAAUCAACAAGUCAAUUAGAUAUCGAGCUUCCAGAUCACAAAACAAUCACUCAGUCAAUUUCUGAAACAGUUUAUCAUUCGUACCAAGUAUCAACAUCAACUGCUGAUUCCGCAGCGAGUGACUUAAUUCAGGUCACACCAACUACAUUAAUAGCACAAAUCGAUUUAGCUCAAGCGGAAGCUGCAUCGGGUGUAAUUAGUACUCUCAUUGAGUCUGAGAAACAUUUCGAAACUGAUGAAGCCAAGUUGAAAUCUAUUCAACCAGAAAUUACUAGUGACCUUGUCACGGCAUCGAUUGGAAUUGAUGUUCCCGUUGAAAGUGAACAAAAUCUUGCCGAAGAUAUUAAACCUGAAACAAAGAAAAUCAGACCAAAGAAACCGAUAGUGAGCACUAGGUCAGCUUCGAUUGAGAGGCCGGAGACCUUGGAGAGAGAGGGAUCUUUGCCGAUAAAACCAGCGCGUCGAGAAAAGUUAACAAAGAAAAAUACACUCACCAAACAAAGAUCAAUAUCGAUCGAAAGACCAAUAAUAUUCGAAGCUGCUAUGCCAACGGAGAUUCAGGCCGAAGUACGGGUAAUGCCCAAAGAUACUUUGGUUGAUGCACCAGCAACUUAUUCAACGACAAUCAGCCAACAGUCAACUCUGGAAGCCGAAUCUCCCUUCCAACACUCACCCACCAUGGAAUCGGGUCAAGCUUUGGAGGCAAUCGAAUCACUGACACACGCAGUGUCCAUCGUGGAAAAUGAUCUGAUCCAUAGUGAGACGCCGUUGGACACUCCAGCUGAGCAAAGUUACUCAGCAUCGAUUGAAACACCAAAUGAAAUAAGAGUAGCAGAAUCAACGGUCGACCAAAUCGUUGAGCGUGAAGGUGAAGUGCUUAUCGACGCUCCAAAUGUCAGAAAGUUGAAGAUUACGUCAACUUCUUCAACGCAACAGUCGUUGACUGUCACCAAAAAAGAUUCGUUUGAACGGGAAGGUGUCCUCGAAAUGGAACAAAGUGAAACCGCUGUUUCUAAACUCGAAGCUAUGUUACCACAAACAGUAGCGACAAUUGAUUUCAAGCAACUGCUCGAAAGCGAGAAAUUAACAGCUCUUUCUGAUGAUAGUAAAACUGAAUCGAUUGUACCAAAAUUAUCUGACGAACUGAACAAAACAAUAACAGUACAGGAAACGGAAGCAACUGAAACUGAAUCGGCGUUACCAACCUCAUUUGAUUCAUCAGCACUUCAACCUAAAGUUGAAUUCACUCUAAAUCAAAGUAUAGUUGUAACUGAUUCUGUACCAGGAGAGUCUGAAUUUGCCCUUUCGAAGAUGGUACAACCAGAGUCGAAGAAAUUGAAAAAGAAAAUUGAUCUGAAGAAACAGCGAUCUCUGUCAAUCGAAAGACCUAUUACUAUGGAAGCCACAGGUGAACUGCUGAUAACGGAGAUCACAAAUGAUCAAGCGCUGACCUCUAUCGAUUCUGAAAUUCCAUUAGCUAUUUCGAGUGAUCAACCGAUCGAAAACGUAGCCAUCUUGGAACUAGAAAUUCCUGAUAAGAAGCAAACAGUGCAAUCGAUUUCCGAAUCGGUAUAUCAUUCCUACGAAGUAUCGACAUCAACUGUUGAUCAAUCGACAAUUGAGUUACCUCAAUCAAUUCCGUCAGCAUCUAGAGCUCAUGUAGACUCUGGAUCAUCCGAACUAGAGAUCAAAUUGGCUUCGAUAGAAAACAAGGAAACAUUGGAGAAAGAAGGACAAUUCGAAGUACCCAAACCUCGAAGAGAAAAGUUAACAAAGAAAACUUCGAUUACUAAACAAAGAUCAAUUUCUAUCGAGAGACCAGUUAUUAUGGAGAUGGAAACACCAACAGAGGUUCAACCAGAAAUCAGAGUAACACCUAAAGACACUGUAGUCGAAUCACCAUCAACAUAUUCGACUACAAUUAGUCAACAAUCAACAUACGAAGCAGAGACAAUUUUCGAUGGUGUUGAAGUUAAACCUCGAAUAGCUGAUCAAUCGAUUGAAUCGAUUGGACAAGCGAUCUCAGUAGUAACAAGUGAUGUUUCUCAAGACGAAGUACCUUUAGAAACACCACAGGAAACACUUCAAUCAGCUUCAAUUGGUCUUCCGACAAUGACUAUUGCCGAAUCUCGAGUAGAUCAAGUAGUCGAGAAAGAAGGUGAUAUGAUAAUUGACGAAGAAACUUCUAAGCCAAAGACGAAAAAGAUCAAAGCCAAACCACCAAUUAAAUCGAAACAAUCACUUAUUGUCGCUCAAAAAGAUACAUUCGAAAAGGAAGGUGACCUCAAGGAAGACACCAUCGAAAUAUCUUCACACAAAAUCGAUAUAACAACUCAAUUAGUUGUCACUGUUGCAUCUAAUCAAGUUUUUGAAAGAGAACAAUUAACUUUACCGAUCGAUCAACAUACUGAAUCAAUCGUUCCGAAAUUAGAAACUGAUGUAAAGCAGCAAAUUAUCGUGCAAGAAACACAACCGAUCGAAAGUGGUCAAGACAUCGAUUCUCAAGAGACACCAAGUGCUAAGCCUAAGGUCGAUUUUACUCCGAGUCAAAGUAUAACUGUAACUUCAUCAGUACCUGAAGAAUCGGAGGAAACUCUUCAACAAUCAACUAAACCAGAAUCAAAGAGACUCAAGAAAAAAGUUGAUCUUAAGAAACAAAGGUCAAUCUCUAUUGAACGUCCAGUUACUAUGGAGUCAGAAACUAAACUUGAGACUUCUGAUACUAAAGAUAUCGCUUCUAAAUCGAUCGAUUCUGAGACACCAUUAUCAAUAUCGACUAUUCAAUCAAUUGAGUCGACAGUUAAAUUAGACAUUGAUCAACCUGAUGCAAAGACAAUCAACCAAUCGAUCUCUGAGUCUGUUCAUCAUUCAUUACAAGUCUCUACCGCGACUGCCGAUGUUGCUCCUGAUUCAUUAGACCAAACAAUUCCUACUCCAUCGAAGGCAAUUGUUGGUCUAACAGAGACUGAAGCUGCUUCAGGUCAUAUCAGCACAACAAUCGAGUCCGAAAAGGAUCUGGAAGUUAAUAAGGAAACUAAGCCAGAGACAAUUAAACCUUCAAUCAGCGAUACACAAGCGAUAACAAUUGGUAUCGAUGUAUUGGUUGAGAAUGAGGAACAGUUAAGUGAUCAAGCUAAACCAGAAAAGAAGAAAAUUAAACCAAAAAGUCUCUAAUUAA